This is a messenger RNA of Prunus armeniaca (apricot), 414 nucleotides long. The record is from the annotation of a GenBank genome assembly. Lineage: Eukaryota; Viridiplantae; Streptophyta; Magnoliopsida; Rosales; Rosaceae.
AUGAGGACCACGAGGAAGGACGCUCCGCUGCUCACUCACGAAGAGACGGCUCUCGUCGACAAGCUACGGAGAAUCUCUCGCAAGCGCAGUCCACCCAACACGCCGCCUAGCCAGCGCAGACGAGAAGGUCGACCCUUGCAGACCCAGGAGGAGGUCAGUCAACGUCGCCCGAAUCGCGAAGGUCGCCAACAUGAUCGACCAGCAAUGUGUAUGGAGGACUUUGAGAAGCUUAUGAAUGACCGACUUCGAGAUCUGAAGACUGGUGGGAACCUCGACGAUGCACUACGCAAGGAGAUCGACCAGGCAAACUCCACACCUUUCACUGCCGAAAUCGAGCAGGCUGCUCCCCGAAGCGAUUCUCCACGCCUUCGUUUACACACUUCAAAGGGGACUCCGAUCCCGAGAGCCACCUAA